AUGGCAAACUCUGCAUCAUCCACCAAAGUUACCCUGCUGAUUCUGGGAGCUGGGUGGACAUAUCAAUUCUUACAACCAUUAUUGUCACACCACAAAAUUAGUUACGCUGCCACUACAACGACAGGGCACGAUGAUACCAUCCCGUUCAAGUUCGACGCUGAGUCUGAUGAUCCAACUCCAUAUCACCACCUCCCCAACGCCGAUUACAUCCUCAUUACUUUCCCCCUCAAAGGACGAGGCCCGUCGGCGAAAUUGCUCUCUAUGUAUCAACAGACACACAGUCACAGCACCGACGCUACCCUCCAGCCUUCAAGGGAAGGAAGCCACAGAUGGAUCCAGCUAGGCUCAACCGGCAUCUUCACCUCGCCGGACUGGAAUGAUGAAUCGUCACCCAUCGACGCUGCCAAUGAGAGAGGCAUUGCGGAGGGCGAGCUUAUCGAGCUCGGAGGAGUCGUCUUGAAUCUCGCAGGUCUCUACGGUGGAGGGAGAGAGCCCAAGAAUUGGCUUGUGAGAGUUGCAAAGACGAAAGAGCAGCUUGCUAGUAAAGGCGCUCUUCAUCUGGUGCACGGGGUAGAUGUUGCUAGGGCCGUCGUCGCCGUUGUCUUUGAGAGCGACAAGGAUGCCAUUUUCGGCAAGCGAUGGAUCAUUGCAGAUGGCAUGUCCUACGAUUGGUGGGCUCUGGCCUGGGAAUGGACGGGCGAGACUCAAGAGCUAAGUGCAGAUGAGACUGUCCCUCAGCGCUCAGAGGACAAAUUGAAAUAUCGCCAGUGGGUGCUCGACCUUAUGGAGGAAAACAAUGUGAGAGCCUUGCCACGAACUCCGGAGCUUCUGGGAAGGAAGAUGGACUCCAGGGCUUUUUGGAAGGCCGUUGGUUUGCUCCCUGAGAGAUCUCUGUCUAGGUGAUCAACUCGGAUCAUCCUUCGAUUCCCCAGGCCCACGUACCUAAUGACAUGUGUGAGCUGCUAGAUAAAUUUGACCCCAUGUCAAAUGGAAUCCGACACAUGACGCCGCCAGGAGAGACUAUGUCAUCAACGAGCUAGGGCAAGACUGACACAUCUCGUGAGAGAUAUUUGAAGAUUCAACUCCCUGACGAUUGACUAAGAGCUAUUUGGCUGCAUGGACGCGUCUUCAUUCACUUGCAAACAGCCAUCGACCACAGAGACCUACAGUUCAUUCACAGAUGGAGUACAACGAAUCCUGC
Exophiala mesophila is the source of this 1201-nucleotide messenger RNA. RefSeq lists its product as uncharacterized. The record is from RefSeq and is a predicted model, not a curated record. Lineage: Eukaryota; Fungi; Ascomycota; Eurotiomycetes; Chaetothyriales; Herpotrichiellaceae. Bases 1 to 903 code for a protein of 300 amino acids. The transcript has a single exon.